Messenger RNA from Ilex paraguariensis (yerba mate), 297 nucleotides. The record is from the annotation of a GenBank genome assembly. Lineage: Eukaryota; Viridiplantae; Streptophyta; Magnoliopsida; Aquifoliales; Aquifoliaceae.
AUGGUGAGGAUGAGUUUCAGCUGUGUGAUGAACGCCGCUCCAAUCUUGUUUCUUUUGGUUCUUGCUGCAUUAGUUUCGGCCAAGUCAGGAGACGUAAAGGAGUUACAGAUCGGUGUGAAGUACAAGCCGGAAUCUUGUGAAAUCCAAGCUCACAAGGGUGAUAGAAUCAAAGUACACUAUCGGGGGAAACUCACAGAUGGGACAGUUUUUGAUUCCAGCUUUGAAAGGGGUGAUCCAAUUGAGUUUGAGCUUGGUAGUGGUCAAGUGAUCAAAGGUGUCCCAUCCGGUGGGCCUUAG